AUGUGCCACUUUCAGGUCUCCUCACACUGCUGGUGGGUUCCAUUUUGUCAUAGGGUCUGCAGAUUAAGGCAGCCUCCCAUUGGCAGCCUAAAUUACGGGCCUCCCAUCCCAUGCAGCUGCUGCCAUGGCCUCUAAUCUGCCAUGGGCCCCUGUACCGCCUCCUCAUGCUGCUGCCAGGUCCCACAGUGUCUCAUGGGUCCCUGUACCGCCUCCCAUUGCUGCUGUCUCCAUCGACACACUCUGCCAUGUGCCACUUUCAGGUCUCCUCACUCCUCUCACGGAUUCCGGCUGGGUUUUCCAUUUUGUCAUAGGGUGCUGUCCAGAUUAC
This is a messenger RNA of Staurois parvus, 328 nucleotides long. NCBI's taxonomy places the organism in Eukaryota, Metazoa, Chordata, Amphibia, Anura, Ranidae. The record is from the annotation of a GenBank genome assembly.